AUGGCCCUCCACAUCGGCGUGCUCCUCCUCAACACCCCCCAACUCCUCGACCUCGCUGCCAUUGACCUCUUCUACAUGACCACCCCAACCUACCUAACCGCCUGCUCCCUCCCGACCCCCCUCCUCUCCCUCGCCCGUCCCCUCACCAUCCACUACAUAGCCCCCCAAACCCCGGUUUCAACCACAUCCAACCUCACCAUUCUCCCCACGCACACACUCUCCUCUCCCGACAUCGCCCCUCACACCCUCGACAUCCUCCUGAUCCCAGGCCCGUCCCCUCAAGCCCACAUCCCCGAGGACAUCCUCGACUUCGUGGCCGCGCACCACGCGGCCGGCGCCGAUAUCCUGAGUAUCUGCACCGCGGCACUGGUCAUUGCGUCUGCGGGUGUAAGUGCCGGGCGGAGGGUGACAGGGCCGAGAUUGAUGAUUCCGGAAUUGAGGGCCAGGUUUCCGGAGUCGAAUUGGGUGGAUGGGAGGGUAGUGAGGGAUAGGAAUUUGUGGAGUUGUGGUGUGUUUCCUCUUCUUUCUUUUUUUCUUCUUCUUUCUCUCCUCUUUAUGCUGGGUAGUGACUGGUUCAGGUGGGAUUACGAAUGGGCAGGAUCUGGUGGCUGCGUAUCUGUGUGA
This is a messenger RNA of Penicillium olsonii, 624 nucleotides long. The record is from the annotation of a GenBank genome assembly. Lineage: Eukaryota; Fungi; Ascomycota; Eurotiomycetes; Eurotiales; Aspergillaceae.